GGCGCAGAGCCCUGCCGGAAGCCAAGAUGGCGUGUAGGUGCUCUCCGAGCCGCAGUUGGCGCCUUAUCAGUGUCUGACCCGGCUGUUUUGUGAGGAUCUGUGGCAGACGCGCUGUCCACCGCCAUGGCCCGGCAUCGGAAUGUCCGAGGCUACAACUACGAUGAAGACUUUGAAGAUGAUGAUCUUUAUGGCCAGUCUGUAGAAGAUGAUUAUUGUAUUUCGCCAUCAACAGCUGCUCAGUUUAUUUACUCACGACGUGACAAACCUUCAGUUGUUGAGCCUGUAGAAGAAAAUGAUUAUGAAGAUCUGAAAGCAUCUUCCAAUGCACUUUUGAACCAUCAGCUAAGAGGAACUGAUCAAGCUCGUCUUUAUUCAUGCCUUGAUCACAUGAGAGAGAUACUUGGAGAUGCUGUAUCAGAUGAAGUAUUGAUUGAAGCAGUUCUGAAGAACAGGUUUGAUGUGGAGAAGGCUUUGUCAGUGGUUCUGGAACAAAAUAGCAUCCAGAAUUUGAAAGACAAGAGUGAAGGAACAGUGUCUGCAGGAAAAAUGGCCAAAGGAAAAUCAGUAGGUUCCCAGUCAUCACGAAGUGAAUCUGAAAUUGUGCCAAAGGUUGCUAGAAUGACUGUGUCUGGAAAGAAGCAAACUAUGGGAUUUGAAGUGCCUAGAGUAACAGCUGAAGAAAAUGGUCAUAGUUUCCACACACCUCAAAAAGGACCUCCUAGUGAAGAUACAAGCGUUGGUUCUUCUGAUGCUCUUGAGAAAUCAGCUCUUGCAACCCACACCAUUCAAGUACCAGAAGAGCAGAGUUCAGCACUAACACCAGUGAAAAAGUCUGGCAAGCUGAGGCAGCAAAUAGAUGUGAAAGCAGAACUGGAGAAGCGACAAGGAGGGAAGCAGCUCCUCAACUUAGUGGUCAUUGGUCAUGUUGAUGCUGGGAAAAGUACUCUGAUGGGCCAUUUGCUUUAUCUUCUGGGAAAUGUAAACAAAAGGACGAUGCAUAAGUAUGAACAAGAAUCUAAAAAAGCUGGCAAAGCUUCAUUUGCAUAUGCAUGGGUCUUGGAUGAGACAGGGGAAGAACGGGAAAGGGGAGUAACAAUGGAUGUUGGUAUGACAAAGUUUGAAACUACAACCAAAAUUAUUACAUUAAUGGAUGCUCCAGGCCAUAAGGAUUUCAUUCCAAAUAUGAUUACAGGGGCAGCCCAGGCAGAUGUAGCUGUUUUAGUUGUAGAUGCCAGCAGGGGAGAGUUUGAAGCUGGAUUUGAGACCGGGGGACAGACACGAGAACAUGGCCUCCUGGUCCGUUCUCUUGGAGUGACACAGCUUGCAGUUGCAGUCAACAAAAUGGAUCAGGUUAAUUGGCAACAAGAAAGGUUUCAAGAGAUUACUGGAAAACUUGGACACUUUCUUAAGCAAGCAGGUUUUAAGGAGAGUGACGUAGCUUUUAUCCCUACAAGUGGUCUCAGUGGUGAAAAUCUAAUCACAAGAUCUCAGUCAAGCGAACUCACCAAAUGGUAUAAAGGGCUAUGUUUAUUAGAACAAAUUGACUCUUUCAAGCCACCCCAACGAUCUAUUGAUAAGCCGUUUAGAUUAUGCGUGUCUGAUGUUUUCAAAGAUCAAGGAUCUGGAUUUUGUGUAACUGGUAAAAUUGAAGCUGGUUAUAUCCAGACCGGUGACCGACUACUAGCAAUGCCUCCUAAUGAAACUUGUACUGCAAAAGGAAUCACUCUGCAUGACGAACCUGUUGAUUGGGCAGCAGCAGGUGAUCAUGUUAGUCUUACUUUGGUUGGGAUGGAUAUCAUCAAAAUCAAUGUAGGCUGCAUAUUUUGUGGCCCCAAAGAACCCAUUAAAGCUUGCACUCGUUUCAGAGCCCGAAUCCUCAUCUUUAAUAUUGAAAUUCCUGUCACUAAAGGAUUUCCUGUGCUGUUACACUACCAGACUGUCAGUGAACCUGCUGUGAUUAAACGAUUGAUAAGUGUCUUAAAUAAAAGCACAGGUGAAGUCACAAAGAAAAAGCCCAAGUUGUUAACUAAAGGUCAGAAUGCAUUGGUAGAGCUACAGACACAAAGACCCAUAGCUCUUGAGCUAUACAAAGACUUUAAAGAGCUGGGGAGAUUCAUGCUGCGGUACAGUGGUUCUACAAUAGCUGCUGGCGUUGUUACUGAGAUAAAAGAAUGAUGGGUCAGAAUUUCUACAAUGUUUCCAAAGGCAGCAAAAUAGCUAACCUCCUUUUUAAAAGAAUUCAGUUAUUCAGUUGAAGAAGCAUUGUGCAAUUGAUAUUUUUUUAAGUGAGAGAAAAAAUUAAAUGGAUAAUAGCUGCAAAGAUGUAUUUAUAAUCACUCUUGCAAAAAUUUCAAGUUGACAGCCAGCAAAAAUGAGGCUAAUACCUGCACUUUCAUUUAAAAAAUCAGCUUUCCCUUUGAAAUGUUAUACAUGGAUUUACUUUGCUCAGUUUUAUGUAAAGUCCCAGAAAUAGUGUUAAUAAUAUUGAAUCAUCAUGAAAUGAAUUUCACUUCUUGCCAAACCACAAAAUAUUUGCAGUUCUCCCUUGUGAUUCAACUGCAUUGCACAUGUUUUAAGGAAAAGUAAUUAAAUUGUUUUUUUAAGGUAGCUGAUAUUUGACCUGAGCACUUUUUUAAAAGUUAUCUCUAAAAAAAGAUUUGCUGAAGGUUAUAGUAAAGGUAUUUUGUGUUGAGCAUGAGAAUCUUCCUCUUCCAACAAGUAAAUUUUUGAAAGCUUAAUUUGGAAUUAGUGGAAGCUGUUCCUUUGGUAACCAAAGUAUUAUAAUUUAAGUUGUAAAGGUAGCUAAUAAAAUGCCGUAGUUUAAGCAUAA
Molecule: messenger RNA, 2830 nt
Organism: Tupaia belangeri chinensis (Chinese tree shrew)
Lineage: Eukaryota; Metazoa; Chordata; Mammalia; Scandentia; Tupaiidae
Gene: HBS1L
Product: HBS1 like translational GTPase
Exons: 18
Coding region: 124-2175 (683 amino acids)
Molecular function (GO): GTPase activity; GTP binding
Source: RefSeq, a predicted model, not a curated record